This is a messenger RNA of Caenorhabditis briggsae, 687 nucleotides long. Gene Ontology annotation, molecular function: protein binding; metallopeptidase activity; proteasome binding. Gene Ontology annotation, cellular component: proteasome regulatory particle, lid subcomplex. The coding region runs from base 1 to 687 and encodes 228 amino acids. Lineage: Eukaryota; Metazoa; Nematoda; Chromadorea; Rhabditida; Rhabditidae. The transcript has 2 exons. The record is from RefSeq and is a predicted model, not a curated record. Gene Ontology annotation, biological process: protein deubiquitination; proteasome-mediated ubiquitin-dependent protein catabolic process.
AUGCUUGGAGAAUUCGUUGAUGACUAUACUAUCAACGUUCUGGAUGUCUUUGCGAUGCCUCAGAGUGGAACAAGUGUGACUGUGGAGUCUGUGGACCCUGUUUACCAGACGAAGCAUAUAGAUUUGCUGAAAUUAGAUUUGGAUGUUGGUUGUCUUCUGUCGACGUCAACACUCAACAAUCUUUUGAAGCUCUUCACCCACGGGCUAUGGCUGUCGUCGUGGGAUCCGAUUCGGAGUGUGAAGGGAAAAGUUAUGUUGGAUGCGUUCAGAUCAGUGAGCCCUCUCAACCUUCAUAUUCAUCCAUUGGCUCCAACAGCCGAACCCAGACAAACUACUUCCAAUCUGGGUCAUCUCACAAAGCCAUCAUUGAUUUCCGUGGUACAUGGUCUCGGAACAAAGUACUACUCUCUGAAUGUGGCCUACAAAAUGGGACCAAACGAACAAAAGAUGCUGAUGUGUUUGAAUAAGAAAAGUUGGUACAAUCAGUUGAAUAUGAGACAGUACUCGGAGUUGGAGAAAAGUCAAGAUGAGAAGUUUAAGAGUAUCAACAAGUUGAUUGCCGUUGUCAACAAAGAAAUUGAGGAGGUUAAGGAUAAGCCAAAGACUGACAGCAAGGAGAAACCAACAUCUGAAACCAAAUCAAAGAACCAAGAAGAUGUCAAGAAGUUCGGGAAGGUCAAUGCUUAA